This is a messenger RNA of Lutzomyia longipalpis, 1977 nucleotides long. RefSeq names its product venom carboxylesterase-6-like. NCBI's taxonomy places the organism in Eukaryota, Metazoa, Arthropoda, Insecta, Diptera, Psychodidae. The transcript has 6 exons. The coding region runs from base 34 to 1758 and encodes 574 amino acids. The record is from RefSeq and is a predicted model, not a curated record.
GAUUAGUCUGUGAAGUAAUUCGGUUUGAGAAAGAUGCAGAUUCACGGAAAAUUAGUGAAAAGUGAAAUUUUCCUUAUUCUUGGAAUAGUUUUUCUUCUUUUUGGGGAUUCCAAUGGGAGAAUUUCGGAUUCUCUGAAAGUUACAUUGUCCCAUGGUGGGGGUAUUAUUGGGAGGUAUUUGAGAUCAUUUCGUGGACAUGGAAUUCGCGCUUUUAUGGGAAUUCCAUAUGCUGAGCCCCCCAUUGGGAGUUUAAGGUUCAAUAAUCCCGUACCCAAGAGUGCAUGGAGUGGAUAUUUGGAAACUGUGUCCAAUGAGGCUGCAUGCCCGCAAUUUGAUAUGAUGAGAAGAAAAGAAUAUAUUGGAAAAGAAGAUUGUCUGUACGUGAAUGUUUAUAGUCCUCAAUUUCCUAAUACAACUGAAAAUCUACCUGUGAUGGUAUUUUUCCACGGUGGAGGUUUUCAACAGGGAUCCCCUUAUUACUACACGCCAGACUUUUUCUUGGAUCACGACGUUGUUUUAGUUGUUGGAAACUACCGCUUAGGUGCUCUUGGCUUUCUUACAACAAACACCAGCGACAGUUCGGGGAAUUUUGGGCUGAAGGACAUGGUGGAAAUUCUCAAAUGGGUUCAGCAGAAUAUUGGAGCUUUCGGUGGAAAUAGGGAUCAAGUAACAAUUUUUGGCCAAAGUGCUGGUGGUGCUUCUGUGACGUAUUUAAUGUCGUACCCAUCAGCCAAGGGACUUUUUCACCGAGCAAUUUCCCAAAGUGGAACUCUCCAUUCACCGUGGACAUUCAAAAAUACCACCCAAGCACUGCAGAUGACACUGAGGCUUGCCCAUGAAUUGAGGUGUGAGCGUGGGCGUCAGGAUAAUUGGAGCAAAUUGGUCGAAUGCCUACGACAUAAAUCGGCCGAGAGUAUUGUGCAGAGUACUUCAGAGCUACAUUAUUGGAUGGGAUUCCCAUUGGCAGUAUUCAACCCGACGCUAGAAAAAGAUCGGGAAGGUGCAUUUGUAGCUGAACAUCCGGAAAAUAUUGUACGUGAUAAUCAUGGCCAAAAUAUUCCACUCUUAAUUGGUUUAACGAGUGAAGAGGGUGCCUUUACAACAGCAUCGAUUACAGAUAAACCGCGCCUUGUUCAAGAAUUAAAUGAUCAAUGGAGGAGAAUUCUCCCGCAUUUACUCUUCUACGGUGAUUUCAACGAAGAUAGACGGACCACAAUCACAGAAUCAAUAAAUACCUUCUAUUUCAACGGCAAGGAAGGACGACCAGCAAUUGAAAUGCUGCAGAACUUUACAAACGUAUUUACAGACUUUGUAUUCUUAAAAGGAUUCAAUAAAUUUCUUCAGAGACGAUUUGGCGAAAAUCAGGACUUUGCAGACACAUACGUUUACCUAUUCUCACAUCGUGGUGAAGGAAGCUAUAGUGAUUUAGUAGCAGGACCCAAUAGUAAAGACUACGGUGUCUGCCAUGGUGAUGAUAUAUUUUAUUUGUUCCCCUACUUCGAUAAAUUGUCCUUUAGGUCAGCACCUAGUUCAAAGGAUAUUUUAAUGCAAGAAACUUUAGUCAAACUUUGGGUUAACUUUGCCACUCAGGGAAAACCAACCCCUGUGGAGAAUCUUGACAUUGAUUGGGUACCAGCUGAUAAAUUUCCCUUCAAUUACCUACGAAUUGGCAAUUACAGAAAUUCAAAUAAGUCAAUUUUUGGCAUGGAAAAUGAUUUGUGGGGGGAAAGAAGUGAAUUUAUGAGGAAUAUCUACUGAAAUUUUUAUAAAUCAAAAAUAAAUGUUUAAAUGAAUUGGCAGCGUGGUCGUAAUAAUCCAUGAGAAACCCUUAUAGCUUAUAGGAUAUAAUUUAACAUUCCACAGGACGAUUAACCCUGAUAACAGCGGUUCUCGGCAUCCCGAAUUAUACUCAAUGGACCACAUGUAAAUUUAUACUAAAAGUUCUUAUAGAAAUUUACUCAAGUGGAAAUAUUCAAA